Molecule: messenger RNA, 7381 nt
Organism: Hylaeus volcanicus
Lineage: Eukaryota; Metazoa; Arthropoda; Insecta; Hymenoptera; Colletidae
Gene: tay
Product: autism susceptibility gene 2 protein-like
Exons: 16
Coding region: 1751-5551 (1266 amino acids)
Source: RefSeq, a predicted model, not a curated record
AAUAGCGUGGUGUAAGAGACAGGAGCCUGGCAGGAGAAUACAUCGACUGUUCGUAUGUCCGUCUUCGAAGCAUAGGUACGCCAUGUUCUCGGUCGUUGCGUUAAGAGAGAAAUAGUGUACGCGGAGUAAGCAAGACGGACCGAACGGCCAGUGGAGCAGGAGGAAGGGAGGCGGUGGAAAAGUGGGAGGGUGGAAAAGAAACAGAGACAGACGGGAUGACAGAAAUGCAUAGCCGUGGCUAGCAGCAGCAGCAGCAGCAGCAAGAACACCAGCAGCAGCGCAUAGAGCCGAGAUUCGCGUCGUGCACGCGUAAAUUCGGGGCGUGUGCUAGGUUGGUCGGUCGGUUUCCCUAGCUCCGUGUCCGUGGGCUGCGAAUCGAGGAUGUACCGGUGGCAGUGCGGGAUACGCGUCAUCGUCCCGUGACGACGACAUUAAGGAUAGGUUGGUGCGAGGCUGCGAAACACGGUGUGGGCAGGUCGCGGCCAUUUUUACCACACGAUGCGGCAACCGUGCAUGCCCGUUCGAUCCGCCAUUCCAAACAAUCGGUGUACUCCGUGCCCUCGCAGGGUGCAUCCAGCCACGGCAGCUCGUGGAGGCACCUUAGAGCGACGAUAAUACGCGCCAGUUCGCGCUCGUGGGGAGCGUAGUUUAAUUAUCUUUCAACGAGGGCGACGGGACAGCUCGCGGAAGCCGGUGGUGGCGGUGUCGAACGUCGUUCGAGGAAGAGGAGAAAGAAACGAAGAACGGGGGAAGGAUGACGACGACGAAGGCGAGCCGAACGACAACGACGAAGAUCACAGCGAAAAGGAAACGAUUCGAACGACCGAUAUAUUGGAGUACGAACGGAGCCCUGUGAUUCGUGAUUAAAUCGGUCUCGGUGUGUUCAGAUGGUAGUGCCCUGUUCUAUCGGUGCCAGUGUCCCUCCGUUUCUCUGUCCGUGUCCGUGUGUCGCUCACUCUCCGUCUGUCCGCCCUGCGUGCGUGUUUCGCGUGCCUCUUCGCCACGCACCCGGACUCUCUCCUCUUCCUUCGGCAGCGCGAUCGAUGGUGACACCGUGCGACCGCCUGUGAACCGUCUUUUAUCCGACGAAAGUUUCUCCGUCUGCCACGGAAAGAACACCGUUUCGGUUCCUUGGAAGGAACAAACAAAAAAAAAAAAAAAAACGGCGUAAUCGAGCCAGUGUUAGCAUUCGCGCGUGUGUCCUGUCGGUAAACGUCUCGUGAGAGUGUGUAUCCGAAGCCAGUGUGUGGUGUGUGCUCUCUUACUCGCGCUCUCCCCGCUCCCGCCCCCCCCAUUUCGCCUUCCCUGUUCCCCCCUCUCUGUCUCUCUUAUUCACUUAUUCUCGUUUUCUCCGUCUUUCACCGUCGUUCCGUCGUCCUUUUUAGAUGGGCAAAAUUCUCAUCUAGAUAAAAGAAUUUCGCGUAACGCGUAAAAGAUACACAGUUUCCAUAAUUAUAUAAUAUGUUACACGUCGAACGAACGAAAGCUCGGCCGGUUUAAUCGUUUUAUCGCGUAAAAUCUCUGCACAGAGUUCUCAUUCGAGUAUAAAAAUUCUGCCCAUCUCCGGACCUACCGUCUCCGUUCCACUCGAAUCCGAAAGCAUCGAAGAGGACAGUGAUAGAAUGCUCGACGAUACCACGGCACGACGAUCGUCCCCGUCGAGUUCGACUGGCCGCGAGUCGUGGACGUGGAAGUGCUGAGGGCACCUCGAUAUCGCGAGGUGACAGACCGGGCGAGGGACUGCCUCGAAAUGGAGAUCGAGGCGAAACAACGCAACCAGAGGAUCCGGAGACGAGAACGAGCCCAGCGUAUGCUGGCGCAGAGGGAGAGCCUGGCCACCGCGAAGCAGCAGCACCACCAGCAACAGCAACAACAGCAGCAACAGACCAACAGGCAAAGGGCCAACGACGAGGAGGACAGCCACAGCGGAGAGGACGAGGAACCCGCUCCUGGUAUCGGCCUCGGGCUCGCUAGGACCGGUCAUCCUCGUGACAGCCAUUCACGACCGCCCAGGCCACCGCGACCCCCGAGGCCUCGUAAGAAGUCUUCCCUCGCGGCUGCCAACCAGAAGGAGCCUCCCUUCGAGGAGGACAUUAUCGACGGCUUCGCCAUACUCGCCUUCCGCACCUACGAGGAGCUCGAGAGUGCAAUAAAGCUAGCUGGUAAAAACAAUGUCAAGAAAUUGCAUACGCUACUGUCAAUAGUGGAAGAGAAACCGAAGGUGGAUACAGGACAGAAUAAUAGACACAACGAGCAUCACAUCAAAAACCAUUUCAAGCACAACCAUUAUACACACAAUUCCAUACUGACACCUUCAACGCUCAACCAGGGCCUAGAUGCAGGUACAAGCGACGAUAGUGGCAGAGCAUCUGAACAACUGCAUGGCCCUGGUAUACCUAGGGAUUGCCAGGACGCAGACAGUUCCAGGGACCACCUCAGCGAUGCUAGCAGUCAUUGCAGCUCGGGUAAAGGUUAUAUCUGUGAUAGUGAAGGAGAAGACGAUAAGGGCUCGGAUGCUGAAUCGAUACUCUUUGAAUCUUCUACCCCACCACCCCUUGCACGUAAAUACGAGUUGCCAUCGUCUUCACCACACGUAUUGCCUCCAGCAAACGGGGCAGGAGGUUCACCACCGGACACUGGUGGACAAAUUUCUAAUCCAGCAACGGAUGCUCCGGCACCUAUACCACCUCCUGUGCCUGCGUCAGCACCAGUUCCAACAGCGCCAAGUCCUCCCAGUCCUACUCUACCCCCUCACAUAUCCCAGCCACCUAUGACUAGUCCGUUGGCAGCAAAUCCACGUGCAAUAGCUCCGCAACAGCGGCCAGCUUCCCCAGCUCUGCCACCUCCUUCCUUGUCCCAGCAGCCUCACACUACGAUACCUGCGUUACAUACACCUAAUGUGCCCCUCGUUUCGUCGAGUCAUACAACUAGUCCCGCGGUAGCCAGUUUAGGUGUCACCCCAGCAGCACCAUCAAACGGGGCGACAACUACCAGCUAUCCACCGUCGAUACCCAUGGCUGCUUAUCCUCAAACGCAACCAUCUUACCCGCCCCUUUAUACGCCGUAUACUGCUCUAAAUCACAGUCCAUACCUUCCACCUGCGGUACCAUCUCCUUCCCAUUCUGCUUCUUCACGGGCAGAAGUGAGAGGAAGUAGAGCCUCCCCGUGCACUAACAUAAGUAAACAGCCUGUAGGAAAUAAUACUACGAAUCACAAUACUCCGCUAAGCGCCGCCACUACGACAUGCGUGUCCACGAUAACUAAUACAGUUACCACAGCGAACACCAUCGCUCACAGAGAUAUGGUAGCCUGUAGUUUAACUGGAAGGAAUAAUAACUCGCCCCGUGGACACAGUCCGAGCCGAGAAAGGGAUAGCUACAGCAGUAACGUGAGUAGCCUAAGUCGAGGUAGUAUAACGCCCGUAAGUGUGCCAAACACGUCUUCUCCAGCCAAUUCUAGUCUACCUGCGUAUUCCAAGCCACAAGGAUGGAUUGGUAGCAACACAACUUCGCAAUUAUCUCCGGCAACAGCAACAUCAGUUCCAAGGCCAACUCCACCACCCGUGCCACUGGGCAUGCACACGUUUCCACCGCCAAUGUUUGCAGCACCACUACCACCUCCUGUGUCCAGUUCGAGUCCACACACAUCACUGCCUUCGUUACCACCGCCAACGACCAAUCCCAACCCAUUCUCCGCCGAAUCACUUUUCCAAACAAGGGUGACUCAUGUCGCAGGUCAGGCCGACAUGCUAAGGCGAGAGCUUGACAAUAGAUUCUUGGCAUCCCAAGACCGAAACGUUGGAGUCGGAGUCGGCAACCUGGGGCCGCCCCCAUACCUCAGGACAGAGAUGCACCAUCAUCAGCAUCAGCACACUCAUGUACAUCAACACACGACGCCUCUACUUCCACCGACUGCCGCGACCACCCUCUUUCCAGCUCCCAUCUUCAAGGAUAUUCCAAAACUGGGAGGUGUUGAGUCUCCUUUUUUUCGUGGCAAUUUAAAUCUGUCUGGAUAUUCUGGUUUUAAUGCCGGCCUUCUGCAUCCGGGCAUCGGACCACCUUCGACUCCUUUCGUACCACCGAAUCAUUUAACAUCGUUCGCACCAAAGAAGACUGGAAAAUGGAACGCAAUGCACGUACGCAUCGCUUGGGAAAUUUAUCAUCAUCAACAAAAGCAGCAGGCGGAAGCUAAGGCGGGAGGUGUCGUUAAUACUAAAACGGAACUGCUGAGACCACCGGGUCAUCUUUAUCCAGGUGGACCAGCAGGUGGUCUCGGAAUUGGUGCACCUUCGAUGGCGCCUCCAUUCCCCACUAACAUGCAGCAGGCACAUCCUGCGCCACCUCCACCUCAUCCAGUUGGUUUUCUGUCUACGCCAGCGUCACAUUUAGGAACAGGAAUGUCGCCGUUUGGAAGGUACCCAUCCACGUACGGCGCGCCAAAUCCGAAUUUCCCUGGUCUUUCUAGUUUUCCACCAUCGAGAGAAAUGCCACCGUUGGGUGGGCUAGGUUCUGUACACGAUCCGUGGAGAGGGUACGUUUCAAUUUCAAAAAGAUUGCAACGAGCGUCCACUGGGUUCCCACCCACCACUGUUGCAUGGAGCCUGAAACCAGAACCGCCUGCUAUCGAUAGACGAGCGGAACUCGAGGAACGUGAACGAGAACGCGAACGGGAACGAGAACGGGAACGCGAGCGUGAACGUGAGCGGGAACGAGAACGCGAACGUAUCAGACGUGAGAAGGAGAGGGAACGGGAGGAGCAGCGCGAGCGAGAAAGACGAGAACGAGAGAAAGAAGAGAAAAGGAAACAGCAGGAAGCUGCUGAGAGGGAAAGGGACAGAAGGGAUAAAGAACGUCGUGAAAUGGAGAGACGCGAAAUGGAGCGCGAGAGAUUGCUUCAUCAAAAUCGACAGCAUGUGGUGGUAGGUCGAGAACGAUCACCGUUGAGAAAUGGAACGGUGACUAUGGACGGUGGCGAGGUGCGUGUCAAAGAGGAACCCCGAAGCAAAGACGACGAAGUCGUGAUGCUUCCAAGACCACCGGGUCCUGGCCCAGGUGGUCAAUCCGCAACAGGGCCUGGACCGAGUCCACUACCCGAUACCAGGUAUCAUCACCCCCAUCCUCAUUCGUAUCUCGCGAGGCAUCCUCACGGGAUGCCGCAUUCCAUGCCGCGAAGUAUGCUCCCUGGAUUAGGUGGACAUCCCAUGCAACAUUUCCCACCACCUUCGGCGCCUGCAGGUCAACCUGGGGGUCCUUGGCCCGGGGAUCCAUUCAGAGAUUAUCGCUACGAUCCUUUGCAACAACUACGUUACAAUCCCCUGAUAGCUGCUGCUGCGUUUCGCGCAGAGGAAGAGGAGAGGGCCAAGCUUUACGCUGGCUACCCACCACCACCUGUGAAUGCUCUGAGAAGCAAGGAUCCCAGUCCUGGCCCCCUUAGCAAUUUACACAUGCAUCACAGAGCGGGACCAGGACCAGGAGUGCCAACACGACAAUUGGACCCUUCUUUAAUGCACGCAGAUAUACACAAGAAAGAGGAUGCGUCCCAAUCCCGAUGAUACAUCCUCCCAGCGUCCUCGGCUUCUGCGAGCGAACGCACCAAAGGGUCAGCAGUCUGAGCACUAGCGCAUACCCACACCCUCACCCCCCACGGUGCUGAUAUUUUGCUAACGGAGGAGAGGCGUUAUUUAAAAGAAAUUGUACAUAGAUUAUAUAAUAUUUAUAGUUAUCGAUGGGGAAGUGCGAAAUGAAGAAACCGUGUUAGAACUUUCAAUUAUAUAUGGAACGCACUCCGUAUGACGAUCAUUAACAAAGAUGCCUUGACUCGCGAUCCGUAGGGUCAAAAGACGGAUAACUUUUACGCGUUUACCGUAACGUCGAUAUUGCGCCAAGGCAUCGGUAUGAAAAAAAAAAAAGGGAAAUGUGUUGUCACGAAACGGAAUGAAAGAAAUAAUGACAAUUGUGAUUAUCUGCGAGUUUCGGGGAUCUGACUGUUUAUAGCGGUAUAAACUUUAAUCAUUACGAUAACUAUGCGUACAGUUUAAAAAAAAAAAACAAAAAAAGUAUCGUGUGUAAUAUUAUAGAUAUUGUAGAAUGCGAGACGAUGCUACCGUAAACAAAACAAAAAAAAACAACAAGGAAUCCAAGUUAAAAGAAAAUUUAUGCGGAUCUCUACCAUUACUCGAAAGUUAUUUAAUUAUUUAUUUAUUGCGACGUAUAAACGAAUCUCUGCUACUGACGUACGGAUACGAUCGUAAAAAAAAAAUAUGAUGUUGCCCUAAUUUAAUCGAUAUAAUAUAACAAAAGUUUACGUAUGAAUUUUCAUUUUCUUCGUAGAGAUUAAUUUGUACCGUAGGGAUUGAUAGUGAACCGAGAGGGCAAAAAGAAAACAGGUACCUUUGGCUUAUGGCAGCGCAAGCUUGCUUCUUCCCUGAUUUGCAUGGAGACUAGAAUUGCACUCUGGUGCUUUCCUGUGAUAUAAAAAGUAAGAUCGUUCAGAAGCAUUGCAAUUGUUUUUCACCGUAAUUUUGUAAGUAAAUCGAGCGACGGACGCAAGGCGUAAAUCAAAUUCUUGGACAAAUUAUAAAGAGAGAAAAAAAGAGAAAAAAAAAACAACGGAGGCGAGACUCGCGUCACCCCAAUUUUUCAAGAAAAAAAGGAACAAAAAAAGAGAGAAAGAGAGAUGAAAAGAAAAAUUUAUAUUUAUCGGGAAAUACGGGAUUUGCGAGUGAACAAAUACAAAAGCAGUUUGUCCGUGCCAAAGUGCUUUAAUCAAAAGAACACAUUUAACGCUACGUAGAAAAAUUGCAACUUCUGAUUUUGUAUCUUUAUCAAAAAUGAAGAAAGAAAUAUGGUUUUCCACCCUUCUUUCGUCGUCCUCUCAAUUGUCAGUCAUAUAUAUAUACAGAUGUAUGUAUAUGUACGUCGUUACACGUUACCAGAGAGCCAAUUCAAGAUCUCUCUAAAAAAUAACAAUGUUCGUGCCAUGGACCAGGUUAGAAUUCGGAACACUCUGGUGCCUCUAAAAUGAAAAGAAAACGAACUUUUGUCGAGUAAUCAGGCUCUUAAUUUUGUUUCGUUUAUACUGUGAAGUCAUCAUAAAACUGUAUAUUAUUAUAUAAUUAACGAACAUACGCAAUUUGAAAAUUGUAGAUAUUUUUCAUCGAUGCAAGGUUGCAAUGUGAUGCAAUGAUUCAGUUCAUGUAGAUAUCGCGAAGUAUAAAAGAGGAUUUUGUGUGAAUAGGUUUUUUCUAAAAUUGAUUCUUUGUAAAAGGGUCUAAUAAUCAUAGUUUCUAUCAAACUCCUGUCUCUUUUAGUACUUUCACCAAGCCUGAAACAUCUUACAGCUCAUUGUCAUCAGAAAAAAAAAAAGACAUUUAUGGUUGAUC